Messenger RNA from Diabrotica virgifera virgifera (western corn rootworm), 3269 nucleotides. Its product is annotated as zinc finger protein 239-like. The record is from RefSeq and is a predicted model, not a curated record. Gene Ontology annotation, biological process: regulation of transcription by RNA polymerase II. The transcript is spliced from 3 exons. Gene Ontology annotation, cellular component: nucleus. Lineage: Eukaryota; Metazoa; Arthropoda; Insecta; Coleoptera; Chrysomelidae. Gene Ontology annotation, molecular function: DNA-binding transcription activator activity, RNA polymerase II-specific; RNA polymerase II cis-regulatory region sequence-specific DNA binding. The coding region runs from base 682 to 1752 and encodes 356 amino acids.
GCUCGAUUCCGUAUUCGACCCAUGCAACGAAGACUAUUGUAACUCAAUUUUGGUUGAAUAAUGCAUUUGAAAAUUUUUCACAAAGAGUUCCCUGUACGAAAUGACAAUAUCUUUGGAACAAAUACUCCUUACACACUGAAAUUUCUGAUAUAUUAGAUAUAUUUAAAGGCUUUUGAGGGAUUUCACAAUUCAAACAUAACAAAAAAUACAUAUACUUAUGUAAAUACUUUGUAUAUUGACAUCAAUAAACUGAAUUGAAUUGAAUUGAACAUUUUUUGUUGCUAAAUCUUCUAGCUUACUAUAGUUUUCGUCGAAGCAAUUAAGGAAAAAAUAAUACUUACUCUAGACUUAAUAACAGUAAAUGACGUUAUCUUUGGAAGAAAUACGUCUUACAAAUUUAAAUUUCUGUUAUAUUAUGUAUAAAAGGUUUUAAGGGAUUUCACAGAUCAAACAUACAAAAAACAGAGUGUUUGCUAAAUUUUGUAGACUUACUAUAGUUUUCGUCGAAACAGUUACCGAAAAAAUCUGUUUAUUAAUGAUAUAGUUAAAAGUUUUCACCAUGGUGUGGUACUCCUAUUUGCUGAUGAUUUAAAGGUAUUUUCUGUAAUAAGGUCAAGUGAAGAUGCUGAAAAAUUACAAGACGGCUUGACUAAACUUCAAAGUUGGUGCAUCAAUAAUGGUAUGGAACUGAAUACAAGGUUUUCUCAGAAUGGAACGGCAAUCAUCAAAACUGAACUUGGAUGUCCUACAGAACAACAAAUAAACGCAAACACCGAAGAAACAACAUUAGAAAAUUAUACUGGGGUUUCUCAGAACGGCAUGGAAAUCAUCAAAAAUGAUCUUGGAUGUCCUUCAGAACAACAAAUAAACGCAAACACUGAAGAAACAACAUUAGAAAAUUAUAUUGGUAAAUGUAAAAUCUGUUCUAAGGAAUUUAACCAAGCAGGUUCUUUGCAACGACAUAUAAAAACGCAUACUAGAGAAAAGCUUUACAAGUGUAAAAUUUGUUUGAAGCAGUUUACUCAAGGAAACUCUUUGAAAAUUCAUUUGAGGUUGCACACUGGAGAAAAGCCUUACAAGUGUGAAAUGUGUUUUAAGCAGUUUGCUUGUCUUGGAAAUUUAAAAAAACAUGUUAGGUCCCACACUGGAGAAAAGCGAUUUAAGUGUGAAAUUUGUUUUAAGCAAUUUAGCGCAGCAAGUAAUUUGAAAGUACAUUCAAGAGUGCACACAGGUGAAAAACCUUAUAAGUGUGAAAUUUGUUUUAAGCAGUUUACUCAAGCAACUCAUUUGAAAAGUCAUUCGAUGGUGCACACUGGAGAAAAGCCUUACAAGUGUGGAAUAUGUUUUAAGCAGUUCACUCAUAAACAUUCUUUGGAUGCACAUACGAAAGCUCACACUGGGGAAAUUCCUUUCAAUUGUGAAAUUUGUUCUAAGCAGUUUAUUCGAGCAAGUAAAUUGAAAAUUCAUUUGAGGGUGCACACUGGAGAAAAGCCUUAUAAGUGUGAAAUUUGUUUUAAGCAAUUUAGUGAAGCAGGAAUUUUGAAAAAACAUUUAAGGAUACACACUGGAGAAAAACCUUACAAGUGUGAAAUUUGUUUUAAGCAGUUUACUCAAUCAUACGAUUUGAAAACUCAUUUAAGGGUGCACACUGGAGAAAAGCCUUUUAAGUGUGAAAUUUGUUUAAAGCAGUUUGCUCAACUCAAUCGUUUAAAAAAACAUAUUAGGUCCCACACUGGAGAAAAGCAAGUGUGAAAUUUGUUUUAAGCGAUUUAGUGAAUCAGGAGCGUUGAAAAAGCAUUUAAGGAUACACACUGGGGAUAAUCCUUACCAGUGUGAAAUUUGCUUUAAGCAGUUUACUCAAUCAUACGAUUUGAAUCCAGGAGGAAAAUAAACUUCCUGUAGCUGGCUGUAUACCAUAAAUCACAAAAAUACCAAGUUUCUUGUAAAAGGUAUAUAUUAAAAUACCCUAAAUAAGGGUCACAAUACAAAACGUUUUCGGAUUAAGGAAUCCAUCAUCAGUGUUUAAAAGCCCUAAAAUUAAGUAUAACCUAAUUAAAUGAGAUAAAAGUUAAAAUUGACAGAGGUUUUCAAGAACAAGAGGUCAUACUUACAAAAUUUGCAUGCCUGAGCCACCAAAAUGUAUCGGGUAAAAACCCUUUAAAUGUAAAUAAUAAGGAUGUUUUACAUAUUUAUAUAAAAUUCAUUGGAUGGUAUAGAUAAACCUGGAUGUUCCAAUGUUAAAAGUUCCAACCACGUGGGGAGAGUCCUGUGUUGCCCUGGGUAACAUCCAGGUUUAUCUAUACCAUCCAAUGAAUUUUAUAUAAAUAUGUAAAACAUCCUUAUUAUUUACAUUUAAAGGGUUUUUACCCGAUACAUUUUGGUGGCUCAGGCAUGCAAAUUUUGUAAGUAUGACCUCUUGUUCUUGAAAACCUCUGUCAAUUUUAACUUUUAUCUCAUUUAAUUAGGUUAUACUUAAUUUUAGUGCUUUUAAACACUGAUGAUGGAUUCCUUAAUCCGAAAACGUUUUGUAUUGUGACCCUUAUUUAGGGUAUUUUAAUAUAUACCUUUUACAGGAAACUUGGUAUUUUUACGAUUUGAAAACUCAUUUGAGGGUGCACACUGGAGAAAAGCCUUAUAAGUGUGACAUUUGUUUUAAGCAAUAUACAGAAAUAAGAUAUUUGAAAACUCAUUUGAGAAUACACACUGCAGAAAAAGUUAAUUCUGUCUAAUACUAUGGAAUUAAGUAGUUUUAAAAGGUGUUUAAACAUUUAUUACUGGAGAUCAAUCUUACAAGUGAGAAACUUGUUUUAAAGAAUUUUCCAAACUUUAAAUUUUGAUAAACUAUAAUGUAAUAAAAAUCAAGUUUUGGUUAUCCAUAAUGGAUAAUUUAACGAUGUGGAGAAACUUUUUUAAGUGAAAAAAAGUGUAUCAAGUAAUAAAAAAUAUAAAUAUAAUGUAAGUUAGAAAGUAAUAUUUGUAAACUUGCAUUACUAAUAAAUAUAGUUGUUCCAUUUUAUCAUUUCUCGUUCGUCACGAUUCAUUUUUAAACAAGUUAAAUCAAAACAUAAAAUGAAACGUACGUCGAUGUGUAGUAUCAAUGAUACGUAAGUAUACUAUCGGUGGUAAUAAUUAAGAAAUGGCUAUUAUCCCGUGGACGUAUUUUAUAAAUUUAUUGUAUUGAAAUGUUUAAUAUUUUUUCACUAUUGAGGAGAUUAUUACACAGCUUGAACAUCAUUUUUAAAAUUGUUAAUAAAUUAUUGCUUUCAAAA